Molecule: messenger RNA, 969 nt
Organism: Stereum hirsutum FP-91666 SS1
Lineage: Eukaryota; Fungi; Basidiomycota; Agaricomycetes; Russulales; Stereaceae
Exons: 3
Coding region: 217-969 (250 amino acids)
Biological process (GO): C-terminal protein methylation
Cellular component (GO): membrane
Molecular function (GO): protein C-terminal S-isoprenylcysteine carboxyl O-methyltransferase activity
Source: RefSeq, a predicted model, not a curated record
CGAUGUUCUCAGUUCUCAGCAGGCUUGCUAGCGUGUUCUACUACAUAGGUGGCUACUAGAGCUCUCGGCGGAUACUACUCAUGAACCUCUUCAGUAUCAUAGAAGAUCAGUGCACGGCACCUGAACUAAAGUUUGGUCGGUGCAGGUCGAAUGCAUUGCCUUUCAUAGCGCAGACACUCGAGAUCAGGAUAUACGAGACCUGCAGCAUGAUAAGGCAUGUCACCAAGUACAUCGAGAAUUACUUUUACUAUUUUGAGAGAGUCCUGGGAGCGCCAUGACACGCUGUUCGGGGCAUGCCUUGCCUGCAUCUAUGAUCGCGCGAAUGCCCCGCCCCAGCCUCCCCCGAGUGCAACCGAGCAUAAGCGAACAGGAACAGAUGCCAAGAGCAUAUCCGGUCUGUACGAGAUGAGCAUUUUGCAUGUAGCUGUGUGGACUAGGGUGUCGUACUGGAUGUUAGCGGCACGCGAAAUUGUCACCCUCGUCGCUUUACACCUCGCACACUCAAAAUUCGACCCGAACGGAAUACCGAUGCAGGAUAUUGGCGUGAUCACACCCACCUUCGUCGUCGGAACCUGCCUCGUCCUCAUAGGAGCCUCCAUUCGCUUCGUUUGCUUCCACAAGCUGGGCGUCCACUACGCAUUCAAACUCUCUCUACGCUCGGACCACAAACUCGUCCGCACAUGGCCCUACUCCAUAGUACGCCACCCCGCAUACGCUGGUGGCCAGAUGCUCCUCCUCGGUGGACUGUUGACGUUGAUGGGGAGUGGGUCAUGGUGGUACAGCGGAGCGGGAUAUACGACGAAGAUGGGAACGGUGCUAGGCGGGAGUUAUGCUAUGUCGGUGAUGGUUCUGGGAUAUGCGUCGGUGCGAGGGGCGAAGGAGGACGUGUAUUUGAAGAGCGAGUUCGGGGAGGAAUGGGACCGGUGGGCGAGAGACGUUCCGUAUAGGUAUAUUCCUUUUGUCGUUUAA